Phaedon cochleariae (mustard beetle) is the source of this 1453-nucleotide messenger RNA. The record is from the annotation of a GenBank genome assembly. Lineage: Eukaryota; Metazoa; Arthropoda; Insecta; Coleoptera; Chrysomelidae.
GUGCUUCCCAUUAUUUCAACAUUAGUUUAUGAGUAUUAGAACAUUCUUCGAAUUAGAAAUCAUUCAAUUCAAUAUCUCUAAUCUCAGAUUUGUUUUCUUUUUUGGUGCAAGUAGGCGGCCGUUCCUGUUAUUGAUUUUUGCUAGUUAGGGAGGAUUAUAUAUAUGUGUAUUGUACAUUCCCUGCAUAAAGUAGUGCACUUCUAUUUCAAUUCAGAUCCCAGUUCCUGUUAUGUUUUGGGAAUAUUUGAGUACCUAUUGUUGAUAUGGGAAAGUAAUUUCAUAUUGCUUUUGUUUUUUCAUUUACACUAGAGAUCUAGACCAGUUUCCUGAGUGAAAAUGCCUGUCCCAGCAUCUGCAGCCGAAAAUGGUGCCCCUAGAAGUGAACUACAAGAAUUACAACUCAAAGCCGGACAAGUUACUGAUGAGUCUUUGGAAAGUACGAGGCGCAUGUUGGCACUAUGUGAAGAGAGUCACGAAGUUGGCAUGAAGACCCUGGUCAUGCUGGAUGAACAGGGCGAACAAUUGGACCGAAUUGAGGAUGGCAUGGAUCAAAUCAAUACCGACAUGAGAGAAGCAGAAAAAAAUCUAACGGGGAUGGAAAAGUGUUGUGGACUCUGCGUUUUACCUUGCCAGAAAGGCUCUUCGUUCAAGGAGGACGAGGGCACGUGGAAGGGCAACGACGACGGCAAGGUGGUGAACAACCAGCCGCAGCGCAUGAUGGACGAGCGCAACGGAGCGGGGCCGCAGGGCGGCUACAUCGGCCGCAUCACCAACGACGCCAGAGAGGACGAGAUGGAGGAGAACGUCGGGCAGGUGAACACGAUGAUUGGCAACCUGCGCAACAUGGCCAUCGACAUGGGGUCGGAGCUGGAGAACCAGAACCGGCAGGUGGACCGCAUCAAUCUCAAGGGCGAAAGCAACGAAACGCGCAUAGCAGUGGCCAACCAGCGUGCCAACAAACUCCUCAAGUCCUAAGGAGGCACGGAACGAAGCGCCCUUUUAUACUCCUUUCUCAAUUCUCGAUGUUUACAGCUUACUAGUUUUUACUGUUCAAGUAAUAUAUUCGUACUUAGUAUAAGUUGGAAAUCAGACCGAGAGCGCUAUAGGAAAAGUGCAAGUGACGAUGUGAGGGGUAAGACAACUUGAGAUUUUGGAUUUUUUGACAUUCAUUGCAAACUAGUUAAAUUGAUUAUAUAAUGACAGUACUAUUGAAUUAUACAGGGUGAGUCAUAACUAUUGCAAAUAUGCGUCAAUAAAAUAUUGCUGUUCAAAAUGAUACAGGGCAUUCAAUCGAAAAAGUAUUUGCUAUAAACUCGCACCAAAAUUCAUCCCCUGAGAAGAAAUUCAAUUCACCAGUAAUAAUUAUCUGACUGUCCAAAGCACACUCUUAAUAAUCAUUCACGUGGCGCCCCUUGUAACAAACCGUAGAAUACAUAAAAUAAUAUUCCCUAUA